Saccostrea echinata is the source of this 1033-nucleotide messenger RNA. RefSeq lists its product as uncharacterized. NCBI's taxonomy places the organism in Eukaryota, Metazoa, Mollusca, Bivalvia, Ostreida, Ostreidae. Bases 33 to 962 code for a protein of 309 amino acids. The record is from RefSeq and is a predicted model, not a curated record. The transcript has a single exon.
AUAAAUAUUUUCAUUUUUUAACGAUAGAUAGAAUGGUGGAUAUCUUGGAGACCUUAAAGCAGGUAUGGUCGUGGAUUUUUGUGAAGAAAAAUGGACGUGAUCAAUCGGUGGUUCAGCAAAACAUCGGGCAAGAAACUGAACAACUCUGCUUCAAGACCUUUCUAAAGCAACCUAUGAUAGAGGAGGUAAUCUUUACUAAUUGUCAGCCCCUCUGGCGGAUCAGUGUUUGGAACAAGCGUAUUUUCAUUAGCGGAGACGAAAAAUCCAUCAAAAGCAUCGACCAGACAACCCAUGGUUACAAAGACGAACUAGAAACACUCUCCGGAAACUCUCCCGACGAUUUUUCGAUAACAGAUUUGGGAGAAAUUAUUUAUGCAGACUGGCAAGAAAGACGGAUAUUCCAUUUACAGAAUGAUCAGGUGGACACCAUGAUAAAUUUGGGCGGUUGGAAACCUUGGGCAUUGUGUUGUUCUGACACCGGCGAUAUUUUGGUCGCAAUGCGUUCUGAUGACGCUAGGCGCGCUCGAGUUGUCGGAUACCAGGGGUUUACAAAAACAAGAGAAUAUUGCCUUGAUAGUAAAGGUAGGCGUCUGUACGGGUCACCAAUCUUUAUAGCUGAAAACAAGAAUGGAGAUGUAUGCGUGUCUGAUGCCCAUUAUAAUCGCGUCACUGUAGUUGACCUAAAGGGAAUUUUCAAGUUUUAUUACAGUGGGCAGCAAAUGUUGAGGAAAUAUCCUACAUUCUAUCCUAAGGGCAUUACCACGGAUAGUCAGUGUCAUAUCCUGGUGGCAGACCAGCAAAAUAACUGUAUACACAUCGUAGAUCGUAUUGGUCAGUUGGUCAGCUUUAUAACAGACAUAUCUCUAGACGAACCAUACUGCCUGUGUGUUGGAAAAGCCGAUGAACUCUUUGUUGGAGAGUAUCAUAAAGGUCAUAUUAAGAAACUUCGAUACAUGCAGUGAACCUUCAAAAAUCUGAGAUUGUCUUUCAUCUCAUACACGGCUGACUUUGAAAUUAAAAAAAAAUUAACUAU